This is a messenger RNA of Dama dama (fallow deer), 3970 nucleotides long. It is a transcript of the gene SLC24A4, whose product is annotated as solute carrier family 24 member 4. Lineage: Eukaryota; Metazoa; Chordata; Mammalia; Artiodactyla; Cervidae. Gene Ontology annotation, biological process: intracellular calcium ion homeostasis; calcium ion transmembrane transport; sensory perception of smell. The transcript has 17 exons. Gene Ontology annotation, cellular component: membrane. The record is from RefSeq and is a predicted model, not a curated record. Bases 73 to 1884 code for a protein of 603 amino acids. Gene Ontology annotation, molecular function: calcium channel activity; calcium, potassium:sodium antiporter activity.
CGGCCCCAAAUAGCACUCCAGCCGCUGGGGCUCCCCAUCCUCUUGUCAGAGGCGGCAUCCAGGCGCUGCGGGAUGGCGCUCCGCGGGCCCCCCGGGCCGCGCAAAGUUCGUAGGAGGCGAGAGAUGCUGCCGCAGCAAGUUGGCUUCGUGUGCGCGAUUUUGGCCCUGGUGUGCUGUGCGUCUGGCCUCUUUGGCAGCUGGGGGCACAGAACAGCUUCUGUGAGCAAAUAUGUUCUCCCAGAUACAUGGAGAAAUAGAAGGCUGAUGGCACCAGUGAAUGGGACUGAAGCAGCUAAGAACUGCACAGAUCCUGCGAUUCACGAGUUCCCCGCAGACCUGUUCUCCAACAACGAGCGACAGCACGGGGCCGUUCUGCUGCAUAUUCUCGGGGCUCUGUACAUGUUCUACGCCUUGGCCAUAGUAUGUGAUGACUUCUUUGUUCCAUCUCUAGAGAAGAUCUGCGAGAAACUCCAUCUGAGCGAAGAUGUGGCUGGAGCCACCUUCAUGGCUGCGGGAAGCUCAACACCAGAGCUGUUUGCCUCUGUUAUUGGCGUGUUCAUCACCCACGGAGACGUCGGGGUUGGGACCAUCGUGGGCUCUGCUGUGUUCAACAUCCUGUGUAUAAUUGGAGUUUGUGGAUUAUUCGCAGGGCAGGUGGUCCGUCUGACAUGGUGGGCCGUGUGCCGAGACUCCGUGUACUACACCCUGUCUGUCAUCGUGCUCAUUGCCUUCAUAUAUGAUGAAGAAAUUGUAUGGUGGGAAGGCCUGGUGCUCAUCAUCUUGUACGUGUUUUACAUCCUGAUCAUGAAGUACAAUGUGAAGAUGCAGGCCUUUUUCACAAUCAAACAAAAGACUGUUGCAAAUGGCAACACGGUCAACAGUGAGCUGGAGGAUGUGAAGGAGGAGCCACAGUACAACAAAAACCCAGUGGUGAUGGUGGACGAGGUCAUGAGCUCCAGCCCACCCAAGUUCACCUUCCCAGAGGCAGGCUUACGCGUCAUGAUCACCAAUAAAUUUGGGCCCAGGACUCGUCUGCGGAUGGCCAGCAGGAUCAUAAUUAAUGAGAGGCAGAGGCUGAUCAACUCAGCCAAUGGCGUGAGCAGCAAGCCGCUUCAGAACGGGAGACACGAGAGCAUCGAGAACGGGAAUGUGCCCGUGGAAAACCUGGAAGAGCCACAGCGGGACCAGGAGCCCCCGCCGCAGCCCCCACCGCCUCCCCAGGAGCCAGAGCCCGUGGAGGCCGCUUUCCUGUCCCCCUUCUCCAUGCCUGAGGCAAGAGGGGACAAAGUCAAGUGGGUGUUCACCUGGCCGCUCAUCUUCCUCCUGUGCGUCACCAUCCCCAACUGCAGCAAGCCCCGCUGGGAGAAGUUCUUCAUGCUUACCUUCGUCAUAGCCACGUUGUGGAUCGCUGUCUUCUCCUACCUGAUGGUGUGGCUGGUGACCAUUAUUGGAUACACCCUUGGGAUCCCCGAUGUCAUCAUGGGCAUUACUUUCCUUGCAGCAGGCACAAGCGUUCCCGACUGCAUGGCCAGCUUGAUUGUGGCGAGACAAGGCCUUGGUGACAUGGCGGUCUCUAACACCAUAGGAAGCAACGUGUUCGACAUCCUCGUGGGACUCGGCAUACCGUGGGGGCUGCAGACCAUGGUUGUUAAUUAUGGGUCCACGGUGAAGAUCAACAGUCGGGGUCUGGUCUACUCCGUAGCAUUGCUGCUGGGCUCCGUCGCUCUCACCGUCCUCGGCAUCCAUUUGAACAAGUGGAAGCUGGACCGGAAGCUGGGGGUGUAUGUGCUGGUCCUCUACGCCGUCUUCUUGUGCUUCUCCAUAAUGAUAGAGUUCAACGUCUUUACCUUUGUCAACCUGCCAAUGUGCCGAGAAGACGAUUAAAACAGCCACUGCCCCCUGCCUGGGAGCUGUUCUGGACACUCCGGCGCUGGCGUCCUUUUUCCCUGCCCCUCCCCGCCACGGAUCUCUCCUGCAUCGGCCGCCACCGUCUGUUCUUUCAUCCAUGGGAAGAAAGCGCCAUCGUGGUCCUUGUCUGGUCACGGGCCAGGCUGCCAGGCGUCAUCCUCCUCCUCGGAGUUCUGCCCCCACAAAAAGGCAAGAUUCAGGGGCCGCUGUUGGAGCAGCUUCUCAGAGCUCCGAGCCGCCGGCCAUAGGGACGUGGCAUGUAUCUCCUCUCGGAUGCUUGGAUCAGGAGGACUUCUGUAUGUGGGUUGUCUUUCUGUCGCACGGCAGCCUCGGAAAUGAGGCGGUCAGUGAACGCAAGGUCUCCUGGGGCAAGUGCAAAAUAGGAGCGUUGUUCUCAAGGGGCCCCUCUGGACCAGAGGGUGUGGGUUCCUUGAGCAGCAUGUGUUCCUUAGAGCUUCUUAAUCCUGCUGGAAGCACUCAAGGUUUGGAGAGAGCGAGGCUCAACCUGUCGGGAGUUUGGGGCCAUGACAACAAACACUCCACCCCUUUUCCUGGACAAAUUUGGAAGAAUAGAAACAGUUGUUCACAGCGGAAGAGAGAAAACAAGUGCAUCCUCUUCUCACUUUCAUUGAUGCAUUCAGAGAAUGAGCAAUGACACAGUCAAAAUAAAAUGUCAGCUAUAGAUCAUCAUACUUGAAAAAUACCAUCGCAUACAAAGGACCUUGAUGGGGACCAAAAAGGUAAUACUUAUGGGAAACAGAUCCUAUGUGUAUCAUGUUGCGUUGACACUAAGACGUUUGGUUUGGAACACAGAGAGAGUAGAAGACUAACAUCUAAAUGGGUGCUAACUCAGAGACACAGUGGAGAUAGUACUUUACAGCCACUCAUUCCAGACCUCCUGUGGCAUGGGACACGCUGUCAGUUUCGGUUUUGUCAUUUCUUUGUUAAUGCCCUGCCCUCAACAUCACCCUGUUCAAAGACCCAAUUGUUUAUAUGCCCAACAAAUUUCAUAGCCUGCUGAACUGGAAUGCGUGUGCCAGAAGUAACGGUUAAUGACUAGAAGAGAGAUUUCCUGCAGAACCACCAAUUGCUCUCUGGUGAGCUGGAGGCAAGUAUGGAAACCGUAACUUGGAAAUUUUUAGAGCUAAGGUUCUUGAAUCUCAUCGUUUGCUAUGCAUGAAAGGCCAAAGAUGGGAGGUUAAUUCAAAAAUAGAUAGAAACAUAUUAAACAAUUCUGACUGCUUCGUAGCUCUCAAAUAUAUAUUAAAAAGAUUUACGAACACAAACCAUUUGUGGUUUCUGAAAAGAAAGCACAAUUCAUUUUAUAGAGAGGUGUCCUUUUUUAUUUUUUUAAUGUUUCUAUUGCAAAGAGUCUAUCAGAUUUGAUGCACUUUUAAUACUGGGCUAUUUUGCACAGAUGACUGUAUGGGGAACGCCCCAAUGAUGGUAUGAGGAAAGGAGGGUUUUAAUGAUUCACUGAUAAUUAGUCAUGGGUGAUGAGUGUAGAUCCAAUAGCUGAUUCUUUCCUGAGACACAAUGGUUGUAACCCGCAGUGGAAUCUGUGGCUGUGCUCUCUGUGGCCUCCUGAAUUUCAGAAGGAGGGCAUGUUUAAGCUUGUGUUCCUAAAAUUUCCUUAGCAUGAGCCUCAGACAUGACAACUCCAUCACCAGGUUUCUAUUCUGGAUCCUCAUCAGUGUUAGUAGCUACACCAAGUCAAGACUUCUUUUGUUUCUCUUCUUAGAUACUCAGUGGUCUUCCAGUUGAGGACAAGGGUCAUUUUCCUGAGAAAUUAGCUAAAUGGGCGGCCAGGGAGCCCCAAGCUUCAUCAGCAUAAACGUUUAGACGCAGAGGGUUUCAGAGUUGUCGGAACCACUCUGUGCCCACAGAGAAUAGCCACCUCGUCUCCUUUGUCUUACAGCCUCAUCCAGGUUUCAGAGCAUAUCUGUCUCCGUUUUUGAAUCUCAAAACUGCCCUGUGAUGUAAGUAGGGAUUAUUUUCCCCAUUUAACAAGAAGUUCAGUCUUGGAGAGGUCAGGUGACUCUAGGUCAAUGGCUAGUAAGUU